Molecule: messenger RNA, 4219 nt
Organism: Dicrocoelium dendriticum
Lineage: Eukaryota; Metazoa; Platyhelminthes; Trematoda; Plagiorchiida; Dicrocoeliidae
Source: the annotation of a GenBank genome assembly
GCGGCUGUGUGAUGGAGUUGCUUGCUUAAUCGGCGCUGACCAGCCUUGGUCCGUCCAUGUGUCCGAACGUACAUAUCGCAGUCCAGCGCUUUUUGAGGCAACCUAACAUUUGUUCAUCAAAAACCAUCAAAACAACCGUUGUGUUGGACAGCCUCACAAAAGGCGCAUAAAUAUUCACACCAGAAAACGUAUGACAUCCUGCGUGUACAGAUCGGUGUGCGUCCAUUCGAUUUCAAUGAGCUCUGGAUUCUGCACACGCUGCAUCGAUCGAGUACGCAUAGAAAUGUACGGAGCACUGUGCAAAACCUGAGAUCCUCACGGAUAUUUCCUGAAAUGCGCUAAACCCAAUCACCUUUGAUUCAAAAUUCAAUCGGAAUAGCAGACUAUUCUGCUAGUACAUUGUUGCCCAUCAGUUGUUACCCACGGCUGUCCGGUUCAACAUAACAUGCUCGUAUCUAUGGUUUUAGUAAUGUGUAUUGUUUCACAUGCAGAUUCCCGAUCUGUACUGCGCUCCAAUACUGCAGACUGGACAAUGGGGUACAAAAGACGGACAAACGUACUUAACCAAACGAUUGGAUUUCAUAGUAUGGGGCACAGUACCGAAGCUAAUCCAUUUCCGAAUCCUCGUACCAGUCAAUCGGCGUAUCACAGAGAUCGAAGAAAGUGGCUAACAACAGUCCCGAUAAAGCUAAAACCACCAAAAAAUUCUAAUAACAAUGGAAUGGACACUGCAGAUGUAUUCAUACCGGAUUCCGUUAUUUUUGAACCGGAACGAGAUUUAUCGCUUUUGUACCCAAAUAGUGGUUGGAUCGACCCAUGUAAAGCACAUGCGUACUAUGGUGAUAUAGCGCUCGAUGUGGAUGAAUCAAGGGAGUUGGAAUUGAAAAAUCUUGUCUUAUCAGAUGAGCCUACUCAAAUUUGGGAAACCGAAAACCAAAGAGUUGAGACAAUGCAAAGGACGCAAUCACGUCUCAAGUCAAAAAUUCCUUCUGACAUGUCCUCCUCAACCGGCCAUUUUGCGUCAACUUACCUGAAGUCCCAAAACAGAAGCGGCGUAAUUAUGAAUCGCUUGCGACAGAAUCCAACUACUCAUGUGCCAAACGAAGAUAUCUUAGGCGUUACAAAUCACCAAGUGAACAGCCGGAACACAGUAGGCCAACAACCUCAAAGUGCAACUCACCAGAAUGUUCCAAACAAACGAUGGCAGGUUUAUCAAAGACAUGUGGAUCGGCAUGCGGCAUUGCAACGAGUGACUUCGGCCAGAAGAAGAGCGCGAAGAACCAAACGAGCUGCUACAGCUUAUGUAUCGCGAACUUGGCCCAACGGAGUGAUACCUUAUGUCAUCCAGGCUAAUUUCUCAAGCGAAACCAAAGCCACCAUAAGGAAGGCUAUGAGGCACUGGGAAAACUACACUUGUCUCAGCUUCGUGGAGCGGGAACCACAACAGAAAUCUUACAUCAUCUUUACCGAAAAGGCAUGCGGUUGUUGCUCCUACGUGGGUCGCCGCAGUGAAGACGAACCACAAGCAAUCUCGAUCGGCAAAAAUUGUGAUAAGAAAGGUAUUGUGAUCCACGAAUUAGGUCACGUGAUUGGCUUUUGGCACGAACACACACGGCCUGAUCGCGAUGAGCAUGUGGAAAUCCUGUUAGAAAAUGUGGUGGACGGACAAGACUUCAACUUCAAGAAGAUGGACCCUGGCGAAGUGAACUCACUGGGCGAGCCUUACGACUAUAGUUCUAUUAUGCAUUAUGCAAAGGGUACCUUCGCCAAGGCUAACAAGGAUGAAACAAUACGACCAAGAGCCUGCUGUCCAAGACCACCAAUCGGACAACGCAUCCAGCUUAGUCCUGGUGAUGUUAGACAAACAAACAAACUGUAUUCCUGUCCAAGCUGCGGUCGGACGCUUUUGGAGCCUUCGGGCACAUUUGCCUCCCCCCAAGUAGCGUGGAAGCUAAAUGGUGGUAUGGCACUGGUCAAUUCGUCCUAUCUAAUACCUGAACUUUCGUACCACUCCGGUAACGCACUAUCAGUGACCAACUUACUCCCGGACGAAAGCCAUAUUCACAACAUUUAUACACCAAUACAUGGCAACCAUAUUGAAGGAAUGGUAGACUAUGGUCUUUCUGGUAUGGUCAACGAUCCUCGAAUGAGUCGUGAGCAUCGGUUGCAACCUACAAAGAAUCCUCAUGAAUUUAACCGCACCGCGUCUGAUAAGUUCACAUUCACGGGUGAGGCAUUCGUCCCGAAGUCUGCGGAUAUUUCGCCUUCUACACUGGGCUUCACAUCUGCCGGACCUAUUCUUUGUCAGUGGAGAAUCAAUGCAGCAUCUGGCGAGAGAAUUCGAUUAAAUUUCACUCACAUGGACGUAUCUGGACCUAUUGAACACAGAGCUCACAAACCCACUCUGAUAUCUGGUUUACAUGAGGAUUAUGCUCUGGCUUAUGAACUGCGACAAAGAUUGGACGCUAAAGCUACCUGUGCUAACGAUUACAUCGAGAUUCGUGACGGAUAUUAUUCAGGCUCUCGUUUAUUAGGUCGCUUUUGUGGACAGCAACUUCCCGGACCUAUUCUGUCCACUGGCGCUCGUCUAUGGAUCGAAUAUCGCCGUUCUGCCGGUAGUCUGAGCACUGGAUUUAUAGCCGAUUACGAAGCGAUUUGCGGCGGACAGUUGCAAAUGGAGGAAGGCACUCUGACCAGUCCAAACUAUCCGGAGUUUUACAGGUCAAGCAAAGAAUGUGUAUGGCAAAUUAUUGUUCCCGUGGGGUAUUCCGUAGCGCUCAGCUUCCAUUCAUUCCAGUUAGAGAAGCACGAUACAUGUGUGUACGACUACUUGGAAAUAAGAGAUGGUUUAACAGAAUCUGCUCAACUUAUGAAAAAACUUUGCGGCUCUCAGUUACCACCUCCAAUCAAAUCUACCAACAACGUGAUGUUCGUCAAAUUCGUAUCUGACAGCUCUGUGGAAAAACAAGGAUUCACGGCAACCUUCCAAAAGGAAUUCGAUGAAUGCAAAACGCUCAAGCAUGGAUGUUCACAUACCUGUAUCAAUACCUUGGGCGGCUAUCGAUGCCAAUGCGAGAUCGGUUACGAAUUGCAUCCGGAUGGGAAACGGUGUGAAGAUGCUUGCGGCGGCGUGAUCAAUGAGUCGAACGGUACGAUUCAGACGCCAUCCUUUCCUGAUUUAUAUCCGCCGAACAAAAAUUGCAUUUGGAAGAUUCUGGCCCCACCAAAGUCAACAAUAUUUCUCAACUUCACGCAUUUCAACUUGGAAGGGCGGAAUCAAGCAUGCAAAUACGAUUUCAUCAACGUGUACAGUGGACCAUCGGAUAAUCAACAAAAGAUUGGUAACUUUUGUGGAGACCACAUCCCAGAUCCAAUCACUUCCCAGACCAAUGAACUUAGCAUCGAAUUCUAUUCGGACACCUCGGUACAACGCACCGGUUUCCGUGCCGUAUUUUUCACCGAUCUGGACGAGUGUGCUGACAACAACGGAGGAUGCCAACAUUUGUGUCGAAACACAAUCGGCUCCUACCACUGUGCUUGUCGACCCGGUUACCAGCUCUACGGCAAAUACAAGUGCAAAGAAAAUAUUAAGACAGGAUGCCAGCAAGACAUCACGUCACCCGAUGGUGAAAUAAUCACGCCGAAUUGGCCGAACGAAUAUCCAGUCAAACAGCAUUGCCAAUGGAAGAUCACAGUGAUGCCAGGACACAGAGUGAAAGUUAUUUUUGCAGACUUCGAGUUGGAAUCGCACCAACAGUGUACUUACGAUCGUGUGGUCGCCUACGAUGGCCUUAGUAAAUCUGCGCCUGUACUCGGGCAAUUCUGUGGCAGUCGGAAGCCCGGACCAGUUAUCUCGUCACAAAACAAACUGCUUCUCAUUUUUAACUCUGAUGCAUCGGUUCAACGUAAAGGAUUUCGGGCGCAGCACACUACUGUAUGUGGAGGUCAUCUGGUCGCUGAACAAACGGCACAAAACUUAUAUUCACAUGCGAAAUUUGGCGAUCUGGACUAUGAACCUAAUCAGCAAUGCUACUGGUCCAUUAGCUCCAAAUUGGAAAAUCACACAGUACUGUUGCAGUUCCUUUAUUUCGAAAUAGAAGAGGAAAAUUUGUGCACGUACGAUUAUGUACGAAUAUUUGACGGUCCAGACACAAAAAGCAAAUCCUUGGGAGGGUACUGUGGACGAAAUGUGAGUUACUACGCCUACAUCCGUAUGUAG